Molecule: messenger RNA, 2265 nt
Organism: Trichomonas vaginalis G3
Lineage: Eukaryota; Parabasalia; Trichomonadida; Trichomonadidae
Exons: 1
Coding region: 1-2265 (754 amino acids)
Source: RefSeq, a predicted model, not a curated record
AUGCAUGAAAUACCUUCUUCUGACUCAGACUUUUUGAAACAACACCUAGAUCUUUCUCAUUCUAUCAAAGAGAAAGGUUAUGAUCAAGAUACUACACUCGAAUGCCUCCAAAACAAAGUCAACGAACUUCUAAAAUUUCAGGAACAUGCUGUAGAGCUACAAGCGAAACUCAAAAUUACAGAGGAAAGAUUUAAUCUGCAAGAAGCUGAGUUUUCUUUCCAAAAGAACGAAAUGCAACAAGAAAUCGAACAUCUGAGAGAAAAUGAAAGACAAUUGCGUAUUGCUUUAGCUAAAGCUCAAUCAGAAAAGUCAAAUGCUGUUAACUAUGUUGAUGUUGAAGCUAGAAUUGAUCAGGAAUCUUCAGAAAUUCGGAAUUUAUCAAUCAAAUUAAACAAAUCUAAAUCGAAAAAAUCCCAACUGAAGCAAGAAAACCAAUCUUUACGCGAUAAAAUAUCAUCUCUUUCAAUGCAACUUGACGAAUUACGUACAGCUAAUAAUUCAUUGAAAAAUGAAAUCAGUCAGGUUUCAGAAAAUCUAAAUCAAGAACGUGAAUCAAGCAAACUUUCAAGUGAUGAUCAUAAUAGAACACUUGAACGCUCAAGUCAACUUUCAGAUCAAGUUUCUCAACUUCAAAGUAAGAAUAAUGAGCUUCAAACAAGAAUAUCGAAACUACAAGAGAGUCUACAGGCUCAACAAGAUCAAAAUAAAUCAUUAAAAUCUACUCUCAGGCAAAAAGAAUCAGAAUCAAAUUUGCAAACAGAUGAUUAUAGGCGCCAGAUUGCAGAUUUGAAGCGCCAGAAUGCAGAUUUAGAAAUGAGACUCAAACAACUCAAUAUCGACUAUGAAAGGCAAAAGCAAAGAGCAAAUGAUUUAUCACAAAAUCAAGAAAUUUCUGAAAAAAGUAAAGAAGACAAUGCAAUGCAAAUUAGUACUCUUCAAUUUGAAAACCAAGAACUCAAAGCUAAAGCUGACUUGCAGGAGAAACAGCUGAAGAACUUUGAGGAAGCUAAAAAGAAUUUGAAAGAAAAAGAAUUAUUAUUUGAUCAUAUUGAGCUUGAAAGAAAGUCAAUAUCCAAUGAUUUGGGUGUUGAACCAGAUCCUAUUGAAGGACCUUGGACAAAUAUGCAUGAAAGAAUCUUAUCUGCUAUACAAACAGAAAAUCUUGCCAAAUCAAUUCAAAGUCAGAACGAGAAACUCAAAGCAAGACUAAAAGCAGCAUUAGAUGUAACUAAUAAUGAUAGUGCUGCUAAGCAACAGCAAAAAGAAGAAGAGGAAGAUCAAUAUGUAUCAGCAUUAAAGUCUUCAUUGGAUGGAGCACAGAAGAGAAUAAAUGAACUAGAUGAAAAGAUAGCAAAUCUAGAAUUCCAAAGAAAAUUCUCUUCAUCAAUCGAAAUUACAAAUUCAAAGUUGAUGAAAGAGGUUGCAAAGAUGCAUUUAACACUUCAUCCUGAACUAACAAAUGUUCGAGCGUUAGUUUUAUCAGUGAUAAUGGCAAAAAGGAUCUCAAAAAUGAAAGUUAAUAAUUCAUAUCGAGAUGAAAAGGCUUUGAGUAUAUUCAAAGGCAGGCCAAUAUAUUCACCAAUAGGAAUGAUUGAUGAUGUCAGAAAAUCUUUCCGUUUAUUAACACAAGAAUUAGUUGAUUGUAAAUCUGGGCUAGUUCAAGCCAUUAAAGAUAGAGAAAAGUAUAGUACUGAAAACCAGACAUUAUCUGUACAAUUAAAUACACACAAAGAUGAGAAUAAAAUCGAAAGAAAACGAACAAGAUUCCUCAAAAAGAGAAUAAUCGAAAUGCAACAAGAAUUAGCUCUUCUUGUACCAUCAGAAGAGUACCAAGAAGCUUGCAGAGCUGUUCAGACAUUGCAAGAAAAACUAAUUGCUGCAAAACAACAACAUGCUGAACUAAACCAGAAAAUCAAUGAUCUAAACAAACAAAUCGAGGAAACAAAAAGUGACAAAUCAUUGGUCGAAACAAAAUUAUCGCAAUACGUUGAUAUUUCUAAUGAUAUGAAGCUGCAGUUGAAGCAGAGCUUGAAGGAGAUUGAGACAUUACAUAUUCUCCUUGAAGAAAAGAAUAAAGAGAUACUGGCCUUGGAAAGAGUUGUUUCGAGACAAAAAUCUCUUGAAAAAACUGCUUCAGUUGCUUUUGCAAAUUUAAAGCUUGGAGAAGAAUCGGAAAUACAGUUCGAACCUAAAAUAGAAACUGCUACACUUUGUAACCAAGAACCAGCCUAUUCAUUAAACAUCAAUCCCGCAUUCUUAGGAUGA